GACGCUCUUCAACGUCUAUUCAUUCACGAAACUUCAAUCGACUGUGUCGUGUGGAAGUUUCGUCGUUGACAAAUUUAAAUUUAACCGGCAAGGUAACUCAUCUAUUCGAUUCCAAACAGACUUGUCGAUUGUAUCAUACUGUUGAACACUUCUUUGUGAACAUGGAUUGCGAAGCAACAAGGAUUCUUCAAGUAUCUCUGUCGAAAAUAACGGACUCUCGCCGUCGGCGUGGCGGUCCUGUACUACGACGUAAUUUAUUAGUUUCCCACGUCUUAAACAACGUGUUAACGUCGACAGACUCAGCUUAUUGUACGUACAGAUCCAAAGUGGAGAUAGACAUGGACAUAGAUGCUGUUGAGAACGAGCUUGUACCUUUUGAAAAAUCGAAAAUGACGCCCAAUAACCCAGGUGGACCCGACGCAGGAAAUGCGAGACAUACAGUACGUUCCGCGGCAAAAUCAAAUGGUAAAGUCUCGGAAAUGGAACAUAGUAUGCUUAGCAUCGACAGGAAGGAAAGCGUGGAGCUUGUGAACUCUGCUAAUGCCUUAAAAGGCGGUAAAGAAUGUGAUAAAGCUAUGAAACCUGAACUAAAGUGUGUCUCAGGUUCGAAACGGCCGCGAUCUUCAGCGUAUGUUAAUGAACCUUGUGACAGCCACGCGGUUGACAACAAACGUUUGAAAACUGAAAGGAAUGAACAGCCAAAAACGGAACUCUCUUAUCAAGAACCUAUGGACAUAUCAGGACUUGUUAAUGUGUUCAGUAGUAGUUUUUCUGGACUAUCUAGUAUUCCUAGAGCGACUCCUUCGCUUGGGUCAAAAUUGGACUCCUUUCAAUAUCUGUCCCCCCGUGUCCAACCAGUCGGCGGUGUAUUCGGCUGGUCGCAGACCAUCGUUGAAGCGUUUUAGAUCUGUUUUCAUUCAAUAGUUUCGCAUUUUUCUUGUUUCUACAUAUUUGCCUUUGUUUAUUGCUGCUCUGCAACUACGGGCGACCGUUUGUAGCCAUGCUCGCGCAAAUGUUUUGGUUAUGAUGAAGUCAACUCAUUUAUAUCUUACGUAAUGGCUUUUGUGAUAGCGAUCUAUGAAUGUUUGACCUUUUCUACUAAAGUAAAAGCAAUAGUAGUUCAUAUGAUCAGAUGCUCUCCUCUGUCUGAUGCGUUAUAUUUUUCUAGUAUUAAGGGUUGAAAGUCGCUAAUUUGUAUUCUGACCGUUUUGUAAGAGUUCAGUAAGUUUGCAUGCCUUUCCCUUUGGAAAGUAUUUUCUCAAAGCUGUGAACGUUUUUAUAGCAUUAACUCAGUUGACUUCGCUUAUGGUAUUUUUUACCCAUCUGUCGUAGGCGAAAAUUGUCAAAGAUUUGCUGAAUGUGUACAAAUUGGUGGAAUAUGUCUUGGCAAGCUGCCGAGGUUUGAUAACGAUUGUGUAAAUAACAGAAUUCUUUCCAUUAAUGUAUAAGAGAGAGAAAUAUUAUAUAAAAAUAAAUUUUUCAAAGAAUUA
This is a messenger RNA of Stylophora pistillata, 1490 nucleotides long. RefSeq lists its product as uncharacterized. Lineage: Eukaryota; Metazoa; Cnidaria; Anthozoa; Scleractinia; Pocilloporidae. The record is from RefSeq and is a predicted model, not a curated record.